AUGUCUUCAUUCUUCUUCCACUUGAAGCUUGAGCUCUACUCGACGCCCGCAGAGAACAAACGCCGCAAGCUGCAACAUCAUCACCACCACCGACGGAGCGACAUCUUUACACCUCCAUCUGGCGCAGACAUCUUCAAGACCGACUUUCCUGCCCACCGCAAGGGCCAGUGGACGAGCUACAGCUUCUCCAAGCGAUACCGCGAAAGCAUUGCAGAGCCUACAACACCACUCGGACACAUAUCAGGUUCAGACCGAUCACGUUCACCCCAUCAACCAUUGUCACCACCGAGUGGAAAUCACGAGUCACAUGGUGACGCUCUACUGCUGCCAGAGCGUAGUCUGAGACUCAGGAAAGAGGCGCCUCCAUCACCGAGAUUGCAUUCAACAGCGCGGCAUUCGAACCAGGCGGCAGCAAGAGACUGGCGAUACGACGCCGUAGAAAUCGAGAGCAUCGACAUGGAGAUCAGCAAAGCUAAGAGCACUGCGAAUGGCGGCUUACAUACCAAGGCCGUGUACAUACCAUCGGAACCGAAGACCACCGAUGUAGGUUUUGGUGUGGUGCACCUGUAUCGAGAUGCAGAGGAAUCUUCAGCCUUGGAUGAGACUGCGGUGCCCCGAAAAAGCCUGGACAGGAUCGCCAAGACAGUAGAUGACGGGUCCGAUACAUUCAGCCGGGAUGAUUGCACCACACUCUGCAUACUUGCGGUGCCGUCGUGGAUGAUGCCCUCUGAUUUGCUGGGCUUUGUGGGCGAUCAAGCGAGAGAAGAUGUGUCGCACUUUCGUCUGAUCAGGACCGGAAGGGCCAACAAGUAUAUGGUUCUGCUGAAGUUCAGGUCAGCGAAGAAGGCUCGCGACUGGCAGAAGCUGUGGAAUGGGAGGCUCUUCAGCGCUGCAGAGCCGGAGAACUGUCACGUCGUCUUCAUCAAAAGCGUCGAAUUCUUGAGUCCAGGCCCAGACGUUGUCGCAGGAAGCAAGUUCCCGCAUAACACCAACGAUCCAUUCACUGCCGUUGCGAGCACAAACGGGUCUGGCAAGGGCAUGCUAAGUAAGCCUCUCGCGCCUCCACCACCAAAUCUGCUGGAACUGCCCACCUGCCCAGUCUGCUUGGAGCGCAUGGACGAGACGACUGGUCUACUGACGAUCUUGUGUCAACACGUCUUUCACUGUGCUUGUCUCGAAAAAUGGCGAGGGUCAGGUUGCCCGGUAUGCCGAUACACGCACUCCCCUUCGUAUACGUUCCCGUAUCCGCGACCCACGGAUGAUGUCGAUGGCGAGCGCGAAGAUGCGGACCCUCUGUGCUCAACCUGCGCAGGCACUGACAAUCUCUGGGUCUGUCUCAUAUGCGGCAACAUAGGCUGCGGCCGCUACGAUGAAGCACAUGCUUACGCUCACUAUGAAGCCACCAGCCACUGCUACGCCAUGGACAUCAACACACAGCAUGUUUGGGACUACGCGGGUGAUGGCUACGUGCAUCGGUUGAUCCAGAGCAAGCCAGCUCCAGAGUCAAGUGGUAGAAGCAUGAUCGAUCUGCCGACUCGGCAACGACACGAGAAUGAAGCAUUUCGCGCGGAAGGUGGCGAUAGUGUGCCAAGAGAGAAGAUGGAGAGCAUGGCGUCAGAGUACACCUACCUCUUGACGUCCCAGCUCGAAGGCCAACGCCGUUACUUUGAGGAGCAAGUAGAACGUGCCGUCGACAAAGCGUCCCGGGCAUCAGCGCGUGCAGAAGAAGCUGCCGCAUCUGCAAGCAAAGCCUUCGCUCAGCUCGAGGAAGCACGCUCGGACCGCCAAACUAUGAGCGAGACACUGGCACGAGUAGAGAAAGCCCUCGAAAAGUCCGAGAAGACUCGAGGGAAAUUCGAGCAAAUGGCGCGAGACAUGUCGUCUCAGCUGCGAGAGGAGAAGACGAUGAAUGAAGGGCUGUUGCAGAGGAUCAAAGCGGCGGACCAGCAGGCGGAAGAGGCGAAACAUGCUGCGGCUAAAGCUGUCGAGGAGAAGAAGGAGUUGGAGGAGAUGAAUCACGAUUUGUCCAUGUUCAUCUCGAGCUCGCAGAAGGUACAGGAGUUGCAAGCUGCGGGGGAGGAAGUGGUGGAUGGGAGUGUGAGUGUGCCGGACCCACCGCCCGCGAAGAAGGGGAAGGGGAAGGGGAGGAAGAAGUGA
Molecule: messenger RNA, 2157 nt
Organism: Fulvia fulva
Lineage: Eukaryota; Fungi; Ascomycota; Dothideomycetes; Mycosphaerellales; Mycosphaerellaceae
Product: RING finger protein ETP1
Exons: 1
Coding region: 1-2157 (718 amino acids)
Biological process (GO): protein ubiquitination; Ras protein signal transduction
Cellular component (GO): cytoplasm
Molecular function (GO): ubiquitin protein ligase activity; zinc ion binding
Source: RefSeq, a predicted model, not a curated record